Molecule: messenger RNA, 5560 nt
Organism: Xyrichtys novacula (pearly razorfish)
Lineage: Eukaryota; Metazoa; Chordata; Actinopteri; Labriformes; Labridae
Source: the annotation of a GenBank genome assembly
ACAUGAUCAUAAUGGAGUGUGUUUGAGUGUGUGUUGGAGGCAGACUUUGCACCUUCAGGUCCAAAAACUUUCUGAUGAAUCCAGCAUGAGGCUGAAAAUCCUCUUCACCUUCGUCCUAAACGUCUCCAUCUGCUGCGCUGCGUCAGGUGAGGGAACUAAGUUUUAAAAAAUGUUUAAAAAGUCAAAUUGAAAAGUCAUCUUUAUUUUAGAAGUGAGAAAUAAUCAGAGGGCGCAAAUAAAGAGUUAACAUCUACGCUGCUAACAACAACCUGCUAAACUCUGCUAAACAUACAGAAUUGAACAGUUAGCAUGUUUACUUGAUGAUAAAAGUUAAGAUACAAUAAGUUAAUGGAUAAUAUCUAAACUAUUUAUCAAUCUAAAUCAUUGCUUAACAAAUAAAAUAUUGAUCUUUCCAAAAAUAUCUAACUAGGUGGUUUAUCGGAGGGGGCGGCAGAAGCUCUUAACACUGGUUACCAACUUUCAAAAACAGGAAAUAGAAGAAGAAGAAGAAGAAGCAUCGAUAGAAGACUUACCAGUUAGGUCAAACAUGCAAAAAAAGGUCUUAACUUUUUAUAGUUAAUUUUUAACACCCGAGGAUGAGUUAAAAACAUUGUACGCCACAUCAGGAGUGCGAAUACAUCUAACGUUUGUAUUUUCUAACCGCUUAUGCAGCGGUUAACGCAAAGUCCUGUUACUCAAGAUCUACCGGAAAUAGCUUAUUUAAAAAUAAAAAAUCGUUCUGACAGAACAAGAAGUCGAUUUACCUGAGCGCAAGAGGGUUAAAAAAAAACAAAAAAACAAUGUGCUGUUUGGGUGCCACUCCUAUCCUGCAAACAAUAAAGAUCAUUAUUACAUUAUCAACUUGCUAAAUACCACAUACGCAAAUCCAAAUUCACGGAUCACAAUCCGUCGUUUCUAAUUUUUUAAAAGGAUCUCAAACAAUACUUCACAACUAUCCAAUAUUCAUCAAACAAAAAAGCUAAUAAAAACACAGUUAUGCAUUUAUAAAGUAUUUUAUUGAAUUGAACUAAUAACAAUGCAUUGUUUUCUAUCGGAAUACUGUGACCCCCUGGCAUUAUAUUGUUCUUCGUUUUGUGUUUUGAUGUAAUUCCUGACAUGUCAAUAAAGUCUGAGAAAAAAAAAAUAAAAAUAGUAAUAAAAUAAAAUAAAAUAAAUAAAUAAUAAUAAUAUAGAAUAAAAACCCCACCAAUAAGUUAAGGUUGUCCAUUUGCGCAGGAAAUUAAAAAAACAAUGAAAUAAAAUAAAUACAAAUACAAAUACCAAACCCCACCCACCCUCCCAACCUCCAUUCAACACAUACAGCACUUACACACAUCUUGAGUUAAAAAAGAUGAGAAAACACUGGAUCUCAGACUAAAACGUUAAUACUAUGAUAAAUGUAAUAAAGGUGAUAUAACUUUAAAAAGUAAUUAAAUAAAAAAAUGAAUGUCUUAGAUCUGCAGUAAAAACUUGAUGCUUCAUUUUGGAUUCAACGCGUCAGACAGUCAUGGUAACAAUCCUAUUAAAUAUUUCUCAAUAAUCAUGAGGUGGAUCUGCCUGACUGCGGCGGUCCUGGUCUGAACCAAAUCAGUGACAAGCACCAGGUGAAUGAAAAGUGAAUUCAAACUUGAAUGUUUUUGUGUGCUGAAGUCUUCCUGGAUCCAGAUCAGGCUCAUGGCGUGCUGGUCAGGACCCGUAGAUUUAACUCAGGCUGGUUUGAGGAGCUGCAGAAGGGAGACCUGAAGAGGGAGUGUUUGGAGGAGAAAUGCUCGUAUGAGGAGGCGCGGGAGGUGUUCGAACACGAUGAGAUAACGGUCAGAUGGAUUUUCCUUAAAGUCAAUUUUAAUUCAUUUUAUUUAUGAGUGAAUAAUAACACCAGUCUCUGUUUCCUCAGAAUGAGUUCUGGAGUACAUACAACGGUAAGCAAACAUGUUUACCUCCCACUGUUUAAGUCUUCAAUAUCAUAAGAAAUCAAUGAUCUGAAAUAAUAAAAGCCAAACACAUUGAAAGACUUCUUCGUUUAAAUAAUGUAACUUUUUUUACAUCCUGUAGUCCCAGACAGGUGUGAGUCGAGUCCGUGUCUGAACGGCGGCAGCUGCUCACCUCAGGGUUCAUCCUACACAUGUUUCUGUCUGCCUCAGUUCAGUGGGAUCAACUGUGAGCUCGGUGAGUCAGUUUAGUUUAAAGCAUCUUUAUCUGCUUUGUUAAAAUAUCCUUUGCCUUGUCUAUGAUGUCAAGAUAAAAGCUUGAGUUUUUCCUCAAGAAUAUCAGUACUCCAUUGAAAUAAGUCCUUCAUUGAAAUGCAAUAAACUGGCAGACAGAACAAUUAAAAAACUUGCUUUGAUAAGCCACAAUAUAUUUGGCACUGCUGUUUUGAGCUUUGGAGUUCCCCCAGGGCUCUGGUCUCGGUCCUAUUUAAUUUCAAAAUUAUUGCAUAAAGUUAUUAACAUUAAAUCUAAAAAAAUGUUUGCUGUUUGGCUCCCUAAGUAGUUGCAUAAAUGGAUCCUCUCACAUUUUUGAAAACAUAGACCCGGUCUUGUUUUUAGAGUACAUGAACGUCCUGAACACCUGCCUGCUGGAGAACGGAGGCUGUGACCACUACUGUGAUGAAGACCAGGGAGGACAGAAACUGAACUGCUCGUGUGCAGAGGGCUACACACUGAAUGCUGAUGGGUGGAGCUGUGCGGCGAAAGGUGGGAGAUCAAGACUUCGAAAAAGAUGUUGAAAAAAGGCUGCAGGAGGUGUCAACUCAUAGAUAUCCAAAGAUUCACUAAAAUGGAUUUUCUGUCAUUAAAAGAUAAAUUGAAUCUGAAUUUUUUUUCCUAGUUUUGACCAUGAUUUGAUAAACAGAAACUUCUGGUUUAAUUUCUGUCAGAAUAUUUUAUACUUUUGCAGGAAAACUCCCUCCCUCCUGCACAGGGCCUCUUUGAACCUUUACACCCUCAGAUUCACUGAACUGACCUGCUUGACAGUAAAUAAACCAGACUGGAUGAGUGGACUUUGGCUUCUUUGUCAUUCAAAGAGACACAGCAAGAACAAAACAGUAUUUAAAGACAUUAUUUAAAGUUCAAUACUCUGUUUAAAUUUGCACAAGGCCCAUGAGGAUGAAUAAAUACUUUAAAACAGUGACCCUGGUUGACCCCUGUGGGACACCAUGGCUUUACAAUUUGAAAAAACAGCAAAAGAAUUCCUCUGAUAAUUCUGCUUCAUAAUCUAAAAUUUAUGUGACAUUUUGGUCUUUUUUGUUUGAGUUUUUAGAACCGAUAGCGUGCGGUAUGGUCCCCGUCCUGCAGGGUGAAACCAAAGCAGAGCAACUGGACUCCAGAGCUCGAAUCGUGGGAGGGACAGAGUGUCCCAAAGGUGAAUGCCCCUGGCAGGUACGAUGACGCUAAAGUUCACCCAUGUGUACUUUGUGCACGUUUACUCUCGUUUACUUCACUUUUUAAGAAUGAUCGUCGGGUUGAUGUCUGAAAACAAAGACUCAGUGGAAACCUGAGAUUCAGCAUGUUUGGUUUUGAUGAAAACUCAGACAGCUGAAAAUAUAAUCCUCCAGUUUAUCUUUUGAAGGUUUUGCUGGUUCAUAAAGGCAAAGGUUUCUGUGGAGGAGUGAUUUAUAAGCCUACAUGGAUCCUCACAGCUUCUCACUGCAUGGAUGACACUGAUGUUCAGUUCCUGCAGGUGGUUGCAGGUACGAAAAGAGUAAAUAGGAUUUAUUUUAAAAUUUAGAUGAAGAUCCUCUUGGAGGAUUUUUAAAGAUUUCCUCCAUUAAAAUGUUUGGAUUCCACUGUUCUGUGUGUCCCUGCUCUUCGCCUGUCAGGCGAGCACAACACGGCCGUGAAUGAGGGCACUGAGCAGACCAUCCAAGUCGCUGAGAUCAUCAUGCACGAGAACUACGUGAAAAGCACCGCUGACAGCGACAUCGCCCUCCUCCGCUUGGCGUCGCCAAUUGUCUACAACACAUACGCUGUCCCGGUUUGCAUGCCAACCCGCCCUCAGGCUGAGCGUGAGCUAUGGGCCGUGCACCUGCACACGGUGAGCGGCUGGGGGAGACGGGGCGAGAACGGACCCACCUCCACUCUCCUGCGGCGGCUGAAGGUGCCAAGGAUCCGGACUCAGCAGUGUGUCGAGGACAGCGGCGUGGUGCUCACUGAUAACAUGUUCUGCGCCGGGUACAUCGAAGGCCGGCAGGACUCGUGUAAAGGUGACAGCGGGGGCCCGCUUGUCACCGAGUACAAGAAGACGGUGUUCCUGUUGGGAAUCGUGAGCUGGGGAAAGGGCUGCGCUCGACCAGGAAACUACGGCAUCUACACCCGAGUGUCUAACUACCUGGAAUGGAUCCAGAAUCAUACAGCGGCAGCAAGCCCACCAAUUAACGUCAUCGAGGGGGCGCUGCACAACCUGACGACCUGAGAGACAAAAAAACAUGAUUGUUCUCAUAUUUCCAUUUAUUGUCAAACUGUGUCUUUACCUUCAUCUUUCAUUCUUAAUUAUAAACAUCAGUCCGAUCAUGUUUUUUAACAGCCUCUGUAAAUCUGGAGCUUUUAUUUCAAACACUGAGCAACAUUCAGGCUUUUUUAAUGAUUGAACAAACACAAAGUCUGAACAGUGUUUCAAUCUUAUCACACUCAGAGGUGAACACAUAUUUAAUAAAACAUAUUUAUCAGUCCUCACUGCAGUAAAAUGUUUAUUUUGAAUCUUUUUUUAAUGUAUUUUUUCUUAAUUUUGGCUCAGAAACAUUAUUCUGAAUUUUAUCUUUGCUCACGCAGUCUGGUGAAUUUCUCCCUUUCCUAACUCCUGACAGACUUAGCCUCCCCUGAAUGCCUAUUUAAUAUCCGGUCAUGUCGUAUGUACAUAGUACAGUUCUCACACUCACACAUUAUGGUGCUCACUGUUGCAAAAAAUAGUACAGUGCACUCCCAAUCUUGGUGUAAAACACAAUUGACACAGGAUUUUCUCUCUGUUAAAUAAAGAAAAUGAUCAUAAAAAUUUCAUAGUACAGUAUGAUAAAAAAGUUAUAGUAUAAUAUGAUAAAAAAUGUCUCAGUAUAGUAUGAUUAAAAAAACUAUAGUAUAAUAAAAGGUCAUAGUAUAGUAUGAUAUAAAAAGUCAUAGUAUAGUACGAUAAAAGUGUAUGUUAAAAAUAUCAGUAUAGUAAAAUAAAAAUGUCAGUAAAAAAAAUUAAAUUGUCAGUUUAGUAUGAUAUAAAAAUGUCAUAGAAUAGUAUGAUCAAAAUGUCAUAAAAAUGUCAUUGAAUAAUAUGAUAAAAAACUAAAGUAUGAUUAAAUGUCAUUGUAUAGUAUAAUAUAAAAAUGUCAUCGUAUGGAAUGAUAUAAAAAUGUCAUAGUGUAGUAUGAUUAAAAAUGUCAUUGCAUAUAAUGAUAAGUCAUGUAUAUGUCAUUGUAUAAUAUGAUAAAAAAACUACAGUAUGAUCAAAAUGUCUUUGUAUAGUAUAUUAUCAAAAUGUCAUCGUAUGUUAUGAUAUAAAAAUGUCAUAGUAUGUAUGGUUAAAAUGUCAUUGUAAAGUAUAAUUAAAUUGUUGUAGCGUAGUAUGAUAAAAAAAA